Linum tenue is the source of this 1101-nucleotide messenger RNA. The record is from the annotation of a GenBank genome assembly. Lineage: Eukaryota; Viridiplantae; Streptophyta; Magnoliopsida; Malpighiales; Linaceae.
AUGGUAGACAACCCUCCUCCACCGCCAUUCCUCCAAUUCCUCGCGGAUCUGGUCGCCCUCUUCUCAAUCUUCGCCAUCCUCCUCCUCUCCCUCGUCUCCCUCCUCCUCAUCCUCCACCUCCACCUCAAAUCCUCCACCGCCGCCGGCGGCGGCGCCGCCUCCCGCGGCCACCACCUCCGGAGCUUCAAUUCCCUCUGGACCGUCCGAUCUGUACUCGUCCUCUUCGUCUCCCUCUGGGCAUUCACCGAGCUCCUCGUGAUUCCGUCCUUCCGCCGCCACUACCUCCCCAAAUCCCUAACGAUCCCGCAGCAGAUCUGCCUCUGCCGCCUCCACGUCUCCCUCAAUCUCGGCCUCUUCCAGCCCGGGUUCCUCGUCGCCUUGCUCUACCUCGUCAAGAUCUCCGUCAAGAAGAGCACGCCGCGCGGAUCCCGCGCCGUCCUCUCCAUCUCCGCCACCUGCCUGCCGGCGCUCCUCCUCCAGCUCGUCUUCAUCUUCGGCGCCUCCUCCGGCCUCUUCCGCCUCCCGCCCUUCUUCAAUCGGAGCUACCUCCUCCCCCGCACCGUCCUUUCCCCCAACAACAACAAGAUCCCCAUCGCCGCCGGAAACGACGCCGUGCUCUGCCUCUACCCGCUGAUGAGCUGUGUCGUCUUCGGGGCGUUCGUCGUCUGGUACCUCUCGGCGUUCUCGAUCUCGUGCUUCAAGGCGCUGACUCUCGUCAUCAAUCAAGGGUUGAGGUUUCGGCUCUAUGGAUUGACCCUCGUCGUGAUGGUCGCCCUGCCCCUGCAGCUUGUCUGCCUCGGGUUCUCCGUCCUGUGGACGCCGCGGGACGAGCCGUACGCCGUGCUCUCCCUCGUCAUCUUCCUCGCGGCGUUUGUCAUGGCCGCGGCGGGGGAGGGAGUCAUGGUGAUUCGGCCGAUCGCAGAUUCGUUGGCUGCCGAUCAGGACAUUCAAUUGGGCUCCGGGAAGGUGAUUCAGUUGGGUUCGAGUCAGGCCGCGGCGGUUUUUCGGACGGAGGAAGAGGAGGAGAAAGCCGUGGUGGUGGUCGCAGCGGCGACGGAAGAAACGACGGCGGGUGGGAGUAGUCGUAGUGUACAGUUUUAA